AUGUAAGACGAUUUUGUUUAUCAUCCCGAGAUCAUGAAAUCAUAGCUAAGUAUGCUGCCUCCUAUUGAAUAACUCACUUUGUAAUAGUUAGCUAAUAAACGAAAAAUAAAUUUCAACAUGAUGCUCUCAUUGCCGGUUUAUUAUUAAAUUUCUAAUUGCAGUUUCUACUGAAAGACAAAGCUUUAGAAGAUAGGAAGGAUACAAUCGCCAUCUAUAGAAAACAUAAAUUUGAGCCAUUAAAGCCUUAAAAACAUAAAGUGACUUUGAUAAACAGUGGUCGCAUUCACUGUCCUGAGUUUUGGUCAGAUAAAUAUCAGAGCACUGCCUUACGUGACUCCCAUAUUGAUAGAAAUUUAGACAAGUACAGACAGAUCAUUAAGAAUAACAUCUAAGAUUAUUUGGUUAAAUUUGAGAUGCAAGCAAAGGAAUAAUUGGAAGAAUCAAAAAAGUAUUAAUUAAAUAGAUUCAAGAAUUAAAUAUUAAGAAAUCUUCAAAAAGCAAUGUUCCAUCUCAGAUGAAGAAUAUGCCCCAUCAAAUAAUGAGUUAAAUCUCAGUCAAUGCACCUAAGAUGAAAUUAUUAGCUACUAUAGAGAUGUAAAAAGGCAAGAUUCUGCUAAAAAGACAAGCUUGAGAAAUCUUGAUAAGAUUACUUGCAGUAGUGUUAAAUAGAGUUUUAUUGAAAAAUUCGACAAAGUCAUUACUACUUGCGAUCGCAAUUCUAUCCCCUCAAAUAGAAAUUCGCUAGAUAGCAUAAAGUAACUAUAAGAUCUAUUGCAUUAGCACUUGUGGAUAUACGAAUAUUAAAUAAAGAAAUAGACAUGUUGUUGGUAGCAAGACAAGCAGAAGUCAUUAUAAUUGA
Molecule: messenger RNA, 859 nt
Organism: Paramecium octaurelia
Lineage: Eukaryota; Ciliophora; Oligohymenophorea; Peniculida; Parameciidae
Source: the annotation of a GenBank genome assembly